Linum trigynum is the source of this 5123-nucleotide messenger RNA. Lineage: Eukaryota; Viridiplantae; Streptophyta; Magnoliopsida; Malpighiales; Linaceae. The record is from the annotation of a GenBank genome assembly.
CCAGGUAUACAUGGAUUUACCUUCUUCGUCUAAAAUCAGAUCUUCGUUCUGUGACCAUAGAAUUUCUUGAUAUGGUGCAAACUCAAUUCGAUCGAACAGUCAAAAUCAUUCGAUCUGAUCCUGGUGGAGAGUUCAGCUCCGGUCCCUUACAUGAUGUCUAUCGCUCUCGCGGUAUCUUAAGCCAAAUGUCAUGUCCAGGAGUUUCUCAACAGAACGGUCUAGUUGAACGGAAAAACAGACACGUUAUGGAACUCACUCGAGCUCUCUUACUUGCUUCCUCUGUUCCUAGUCGUUUUUGGCCUGAGGCAGUAGUGACAGCUGUGAAACUUAUUAAUUAUCAAGUCACUCCUGUUCUAAAACAGACUAGUCCUUACUAUGCUCUCUAUGGUCAUCAUCCUGAUUAUUCCCGUCUUAGAGUUUUUGGAUGUCUCUGUUUUGUUCUUCUCCCUCCACGUGAACGUUCUAAGCUGACCUCUAAAACCGCUCGUUGUGUCUUCCUAGGAUAUAGCAGUGUUCAUAAAGGGUAUCUAUGUUACGAUCCUUCGAGGCAGCGUAUGCGUAUAGCAACUUCUGUUAUCUUUUUUGAACACCAAAUGUUCCAUUCAUCCAAAUCCGUGUCUGAUGAUGAGUUUUUGGGUACUUCCAAACCCUUACCAAUUUUUGAUGAUGUUGAUGGUGAUGAAUACCUCCUGCCCAAUGAUCUUGAUGUUCCCCCUUCCCCACACGGUCUGUCUUCCUCCUCAUCAAGUGCUACAGGUUCGGCUUUAUCCUCAGGUGGCAGCAUUUUUGACUUGUCCCCAGGCGCAUCAUCCUCCGACAGCAGCGACUUGGAUUCUUCUCCAGCCAGCUUUUCUCCGCCACCUGUCCAGCCACCACUUAGGCGUUCCACUAGAUCCACAAAAGGGGUUCCUCCCCCUAGUCAUGAGGACUACGUAGCUCAUGGGGUGGACACAUUACUUGUCCCUACUACAUACAAGCAAGCCCGAGGAAAUCCCAUAUGGGAUCGUGCCAUGCAGGAAGAAUUUGGAGCUUUAGAAGCAAAUCGAACAUGGACUGUGGUAGAUCGCCCGGUUCCUUGUCCUCCUACCAUUGGCAGUAGAUGGGUUUACGCUAUUAAAGUUCGUUCUGAUGGGUCAGUGGAGCGUAACAGGGCCAGGUUAGUUGCUCUUGGCUACACACAGGAGCAUGGGGUGGAUUAUAAUGAGACAUUUGCUCCUGUGGCCAAGAUGUCUACAGUUCGAACCUUACUUGCCGUUGCAGCAUUACAUAACUGGCCUCUGUAUCAACUUGAUGUGAAGAAUGCAUUUCUUCAUGGUGAUUUAGAAGAAGUGAUUUAUAUGGAACGUCCACCGGGAUACACUGUCGGUCGUGAAGAUCAAGUCUGUUUGCUACAUCAGUCUCUCUAUGGUCUUAAACAGGCGCCGCGGGCCUGGUUUGAGAAGUUUCAAGCAACCAUUGUUCAGCUGGGAUUCCGUCAAAGUCUUAAUGAUCCUUCUCUAUUCAUGAAGGUUACUUCUACUGGUAUUGUUGUUCUUCUUCUUUAUGUGGACGAUAUGGUUAUUACUGGUACUGACUCGAACGGAAUAUCUCAGCUAAAAGCAGGAUUAAAACAGGCAUUCAGUAUAAAGGAUCUCGGGACUCUCUCUUACUUCCUUGGUCUAGAGGUUAGUCGCAAUGAUCAAGGAAUUCUGCUCAGUCAACGGAAGUACAUUACUGAUCUUCUGGAUGAUCAUAACUUUAUUGAUUGUAAGCCAGUGAAGACUCCUAUGGAAGUAAAUCUGAAACUGCAAAAGGAUUCAGGAGAACGUCUGAAGGAUGGGUCUCAGUAUCGCAGCAUUGUAGGCAGUCUUAUAUAUCUUUCAGCUACCCGACCAGAUAUCUCGUAUGCAGUACAAGCAGUCAGUCAGUUUAUGACUGCUCCAUGUGUUGAUCAUCUUGCAGCUGUGCACCGCAUAUUGCGUUAUCUCCAAGGAACUCAGGAGGUCGGGAUUUUGUUUCCAUCUCACGGAACUCCUAAGAUUUCUGCUUUUUCGGAUUCUGAUUUUGCAGGAUGCAUUGAUACACGGCGGUCUACAUCAGGAUGGUGUGUGCGGUUUGGUGGUGCUUAUAUAUCGUGGCGAUGUAAGAAACAAGAUAAGGUGUCCAAAUCCUCUACUGAAGCUGAAUACCGAGCGAUGUCGGAGGUUGGUUCUGAAAUGGUAUGGCUACGUCGGCUCCUAUCUGAUUUUGGCAUUGCUUGUCCUACUCCUAUGGACCUAUAUGUUGAUAACACGAGUGCGAUUCGUAUUGCGGAGAAUCCGGUUCUGCAUGAUCGCACCAAACAUAUAGAGAUCCAUGUACAUUAUAUCCGUGAUCUUGUUCGUGAUGGAACUCUCGGACUUCAUCAUCUUCAGACCGAGGAGCAGGUUGCAGAUCUUUUCACCAAGGCCUUCUCCACAAGCCGGCAUUGGUAUCUGGGAAACAAAUUGAUGCUUCGAGAUCGGCAUCAAUUUGGGGGAGGAUGUUGAAUGAUGAUCAUAUUUGGGCUGCGGAUUAUGUGAGCUGUAGGUGAUUUGUGUAUUUAAUGAUGUAUGAUACGUGGGGCCCAUUGAUAAUUAAGCCCACACGUAAUGGUCAUGCAAGCCCAUGCAUAAGCUAGGUUAGUCGUGAGAGUGCUGAAACUAACCUAGGGGUUUCGAUCAUAGAUAUAUAGAGGUGAAGAGGGUUCUGCCGAUAUAUCAUCUUGUACACGGUUUUCAUCACAUCUCAGUAAAUCAGUAGCCUGAAGAGCGUUCAAGCUCUUCCGUGGAUUAGUCCUGGUUAUCCAGGGAUACCACGUAAACAUCGGUGUCUGUGUUUGAUCUCGUAUUCGUUAUUAUCAAUAUGUUUCUGUAUUCGUCAACAAAAAACACGUCUUUUUACGUCACAAUAACAUGUAUUUAUAGAUACGACGACGACGACGACGACACUGAGAGAAACAAAUGUCACCCGUAUUGAUCACUCACUCACUCACUCACUCGGUUGAGUCGAGAAUCCAAACUAAUUAUCAAUCAUAUGCUAUACAUUACAUCACCCUCGUAUGUAUUUGAUAUUUCUCCACCACCACCUAUUCUAUUCCUAAUUGCAAAAACCCCAUGGGAAACCGAAGGGCUCUUUUUUUCUUUUCUUUCUCAGACUCACGUUUCCUCCCUCUCGGGUUUUGGAAGUAUUGUUUGACGGCUGAGCUUGUUCUUAUAUAGAGGCACUGGUCCGGUGCCGCAGUGCGCGGUGGCGAAGGCAGCCACGGUGACUCCCGAUGACGUCGAGGAAACAAUCCGGUCCACGUGUCGUAAUCGCAUCAUUUUACGGUAGCGAAGGAAUGAAAUUCGUAAAUUCCUUUUCUUUUUCUCCCUCCGAAAUAAAAUCCUGGUUUUCAUUCAAUUUCUUCUCCCGUCUCCUUCUCCAACUCCGACGCCUUCUCUCUCUCUCUCUCUCGGCAGGGCAUUCUUUAUAUAGGAAAAAGGCGACAAAGCGAGGCAGAAAGCGGAUCAAUUAUGGUGGGUCAACCCAUUUUAAGCGACCUCCAGUGGGACCCACGAUUCUUUCUGACGUGGCCACUUGGGUCUCUCACCCUCAUUUAUUUAUUAAUAAAGUAAAAAUUAUUAAUCAACUAAACACUUGUGUUUAGAUGCCUGUGGGUGCCACGUAAGGUUGGCAAAAUCGGGACGGCUCCGUGACGUUAUCUUUCCCCUUUCCCUACUAUCUUUGAAGGGAAGAUAUUUCCUCUUUUACUGGCUGGAUUUUUGCGGGAAGGUAAAAGAUCCAACGCGACGAAUAAGUAGGGAGGCAGGAGUUAGGAGGGAUCGGGUUCGCACGUGGCAGACGGUUAGCGAGGCCACGUCAGGAUAAAGACGUUGCCACGCUGGAUAAUUUGUUAUUGUCUUUUUUUUUUCUUUUCUCGUGGGUUUUGAUGGUGCCCUGACAUGUUAACGCUCCGCCAGAGGCGCGUGGGGGUUGGAGAAUAAAGUCGGAGGUGGUUCUGCCACUUUUCGCUAGCGUUUCAUGCGAUUUAAUUAUUGUUUUUGAAAAUAUUGUUUUUUUUCUUUCAAUUUCACUCCUUUUUUAACUGCUGGCCUGACGGGGUGAAAUUUGACCGAGGCCACAGUAGAAAAUAAAUUUCGGUGGUUCUUUUUUGAAAUUCGGGGAAGAGGAAAUUUAGAAUAAGAAAAUAACAAUUAAAUAUUUGUUGUGGGUGAUUGGUGGGGCCCAAUCCACGUCAGCAGCAAGCUGCCACCAUCUCAAGGAACGUGACAAUAAGGCCAAGGCUAGGAAAUAAUAUAAUAUAUAAAUUUUUUAAUUAUAAUUUCCCAUUCUCUAGAUGGGGGGUGGGUUUGGCUAGUUGGGGAGCCGUGGGGCCCAACAUUUCUCGGAAGUUCCGUGACCGCGACUCGAGUUGCCUUCACGCACUGCACUUGCACUUGCGAGCAGCACCGAUCUCAGCCGUUGAGUUCUGUGGGGACAGCGAAUUCACGGCCAGAUCUAAGCGCACUGAGGAAAACGAUAUUAUUAAAUAUUAUCUGUACAAUAUUAUAUAAUAUUAAUAUUUAUGAUUUAUAAUUGGCAGUCCCGAGCCCGAGCCUUUUGGUUCGGCGCCAGUUAGGACUUUUUGUUAGCUGGUUGGAUUUUCAUUUAUUCUUUAUUCCUUCAAUAUAUAAUUUUUUCCCCUCUCUGAUACUGAUGGUGCCACAGCCAACAGCCACGUAGGAUUAUAAUCUAGCGGCCAGAAAACAUGUCAUUGGCACGACAAAUAGAUCUCAGCCGUCGAAUUUUCCGUGGUUAAUGAGGCGGGGCCCAUGGUGGGGUCGAUGUGGGGAAACGUACAGGUGUAUUUAUUUACUCUCAUCCGUAAGAAUUAUUAUUAUUUAGGUCUAAUUAAAAAAAAAAAGAGACAGAUGAGGUGGGUUUAAUUCGGAACGAAGGAAAGUGAUACGUGGAACCAGGAAUUAUAGAUUUGACCGGUUGGAGCUCUAUUUUCAGCGGUCACCUAGAUUCCUUGUUGCUUUUACCAAGGUCCCGCUUCACCGGCUAUAGCCGGUCACCGAGGGAAAAUUCAAGGCUUUCCUACCUUUUUUAUUUUUUUUAUUUAAUAUAUAAUCUAUUUAAUC